GACACUCUCUCAUUUCCAGUUGGUCGAGAACAGCUCAGUAGGACGGGUGUGAGUGAAAGUGAGUGGCGAAACAAACGAAAAAUAGCCAAACCAUUAGACGAGAGCUGUUGAAAAACAAUUAUUUUUUGUACUUUUAGUUUUCAAAUCUUUUCAGUCUUCUUUUUAAGAGCUGAUACUAGCAAGACAACGAUAUUUUGAGAGAAACUGAAGAAUCGAGACAUCCCCCCUUACAAACCAAAAUGCCGGCCAGUGCAUCGUACGGUGAGUCGAUUGAGUUGACGCGCCAUAAUUCGCUGGAAGACCAACGAGCCCUGCAAGUGGCGAUGGAAUUAUCCCUGCUCAGUUUCGGCAACAACAUGGAGCAUCACCACAUGGAUCACUCCACAUCGCCCAAUCCAUCACUCAACACCAUGGAUCACAUUAAUUCGCUUCAUUAUGCCGACGAGAUGAGAUUCUUGGCCAAAAAGAGUCAAAACAUGACCGAGUGCGUACCAGUCCCGAGCUCAGAACACGUUGCUGAAAUCGUCGGAAGACAAGGAUGUAAAAUCAAGGCGUUGAGGGCCAAAACCAACACCUACAUCAAGACGCCAGUGCGCGGAGAAGAGCCUGUUUUUGUUGUUACUGGACGUAAAGAAGAUGUCGCUGCUGCCAAACGAGAAAUCCUGUCAGCAGCUGAACACUUUUCACAAAUCAGAGCUUCAAGACGAUCUGGACUUGUUGGACAAUGCGGUAUCGUCGGUACAACUGGACUCGUUCCUCCACCACCAGUCCCCGGCCAAGUCACUAUCCAGGUUCGUGUACCGUAUCGAGUUGUUGGAUUGGUCGUCGGCCCCAAAGGAGCAACCAUCAAGCGAAUUCAACAGCAAACCAGCACCUACAUAGUCACACCGUCCAGGGAGAAGGAACCCAUUUUUGAAGUGACGGGCAUGCCGGAUAAUGUCGAACAAGCUAAAAGAGAGAUAGAGGCUCACAUUGCUCUACGCACCGGUUUGGUGAAUGUCGAUGGAUCCGGCAAUGAACUAUCACCCGAUAUGAUGCACGAUUUAGCUGCUGGAUUGAACGGACUGGGUUUGGGCAUGCUCGGAUCGAAUCUAGGAGGCGCGAUGGAUAAUGGAACAUCUGAUUUGAUGGGGUCACUCUACAAGAGUUCGUCUGCUUUACGAUCAGCUUUUACUGGACAUCUAAACAACGAUGUUUACGGUGUUGCAUCGACUGGAUUGUCCAACUUGCUCGGAGACAAUGCAUUCGGACUACGAUCCCAGUAUGGCGCCCCAUCUGCCUCUUCGGCAGCUGGCAAGAUCGACUCUGAAUUGCAGACACUGGGCAGUGGAUUGCUCAACAGUUUGUACGACUCGGAUGAAGGUAUCGGUUUGGGAGGAUCGGAUUCGCCUACUUUGAGCCACUCGCUGAUUCAGCCCAACAUCUGGUCUACGGAUUUCGGUACUGGCGUGGUAGGCGGUGGCAGCACUAGUAGCAUCAACACGAACAGCACGGCCAGCGGCACAAGCACCACAUCUGCCGGAGGAGCCAAAAGGAGCAAUAGCUUUGGAUUUCCCACAUCGGAUUCUGAACACCCACCUGCCCGUCGUAUCAGUUCUGAUCCACUGACGGCCAUCGGAUCAACGCUCAACUCAUUGUCUGCAGCCUUCCAGAUCCGUUCGGAUUCAGAUUCUGGUGUCCGUGAUUCUUCCGCAUCAGCUUCCGGUUCGGCUUCUCCAGCUGCAUGUUCACCAGUUGGUUCCAGCAGCAAUUCCAGCACGAGAGGAUCACUCAAGCGCGAAUGCAUCAUGUGCUGUGAAGGUGAGAUGGUGGCUGCUCUUGUUCCAUGUGGUCACAAGCUUUUCUGUAUGGAUUGCGCCCAACGUUUGGUGCCCAAAGAAUCAUCUGAUUUAGCCGGAGGAGAGUGCCCAGUCUGCCAUCAGGCCGUCACUCAAGCCAUCAGGAUCUUCUCGUAAAGCGGAUUAGUAAUUUUUUUUUGUUUUACAAAGAAGACGGUUGAUGGGAGAUUAGCAAAAAGAAACAACGAAGCAACCAGCGGAUGUUCACCCCCCCUAUAAACUCGUAAGACCUACCUUUGACACCCCGUACCAUUUUCCUCCCUGUCGCGCUCUAUUAUCACUCGAUUUUUUCUCUUCUUUUUUGGGUUUAGUUAAACCAGAAUAUUUUUUCUUCUUUGUCAUCAGGUUUUUUUUUUUGAAAAUUCUUUUGGAAACUUGCGCGUUUUGUUAUACGGAGGUGCACACACCAAUUUUUUUGAAAGUUAACGUCAGAAUUUUUUUGGAAGAUUGCGCCCUAACGUACACAACAUACCCUUUUUUUGGAAGUGCAGUCGAUCUGAAAGAAAAUCCAAGAGUUGUUUUUAAUCCCACGUUUAUUAAAAAAAUCUUUAUAUACAAAUCAAGCUUAUCACGCAGUUGAGAAAUUAUUAAAAAAUGCUAUCAUUUUGUGUCGUGUGUGUAAAACGACGAUGUCAAAUCGAUAUUUAAGUGUCUACUUGGGUUUGCCGCAAAGCCGCCGAAAAAAAGAUUUCCUUAUUUUUUCUUACAACCCUCCUCCAUCCCAGAAAUUCCCACAUUCUUUUUGAUAAUCGAUAUUUAAACCUGCGUAAAGAGAGCAAUAGAAUUUAAGUUUUUUUUUCUUACUUUUUCAAUUCUUAUGUGUAUAUUUGGCGAAAAAAAAUUUAUUUUUGUUUAGGACAAAAGAACGAACAACACGCGCAACAUUUGAAAAUCCAAGGGCAAUAAUUAAUUUCCGGCGAAAUAGUAACUGGGGGUAAAAUUUACACAGCAAAUUAAAAAAACAAUUUCUUUUCCCGAGACACCCUCUAAUGUCGAAAAAUUACGAUUGAGUUAGCUGUGAUACCGAAAACCACUUGUCUCUCUCGACAUCGAUUUAUACUUUUUUUUUUUCACUUUCACCCGUCGAUUUAACAACAAAGUGCUGCUCAAUUUAACCAAUUAAAACAAAAACUUAAAAAAAAAAGGACAAAAUUAGGUUUUGGCGUUACACAAAACUUGGUGCCGUUACAGUAUUCGGACAGUUUCUUUGUUUUAUUUUUUUCUUUCACUCAUUUUUUUCUUCUUCACCCGAUAUAACAAUUCCGUACCUUUUUCUCUGUGUGUGUUUAUUUCUUUUGUCUUUUUUUUUUUUUUUUUAAAUUAUCUUUCGGAUAUUUUCUAGACGAUAUUCUCAGUGGAUAAAUAUCAAAAAGAGGAAUUUCUUUUGCAAACCUUUACCAACAUAGUAAUAAUAGUAAUAAAAAAAAUUCAAUGCUGCUUAUCACAUAGUUAUUUAUAAUGAAGCUGUCUGUGUCCCUCGAUUUACAGUUGAUUUAAACAAGAGAAAUUCAAUAAAUUGCAUUUUUUUUCUUUCUAACUUUUCAUGUAUGCCCCCACAAAUUUAUUUUUUGCAUUUUUAGAAGAGACCUUUCUCUUAAAGAGCUGCUCUGGUCAAGUAGUGUGAUGCGCCCGUUCAUUAAUCAUUUCCUCCCGAGAAUGUUCACCUACGCCUUUUCCCUUUAAAACUAACAUCGUCAGAUUACCUUGAAACAAGAAGUCGUGGCAAUAAGAACAAAUUGAUUAGUAAACGCAGAAACAUUGUAGGCACAGCAGCAGUUUUCUUCCAUUAAGUUUACAACAAAAAAAUAAAAGUUUUUGUCGUUAACAAUAAUUUAAUCGGUAGCGCACAAAACACUUGUACCGUCUUCCUCUCCAACAUUUAUUUUGGCUGUUUAACAAAAAAUUCGGUUGGUCUGCAGUAUUUGUGCUGUGUUGGUCUCCACUACUUAAAAAAACAAAACAAUUAAAAAAAUAUUUUAUUCUCUAUAAUUGUGCGAAAAUUGAAAUCAACGAAGAAGAAAAAAAAGUAUCGGCUUGUCCUCCGUUUCUCAAAUUUUUUAUCAUCUCUCUUUAUCUAAUUCUUUUACUAUUCUAAAAAAAAAUAAUCUAAAAAAAAUAAAAAUAACCGUUUUUGUAUUUUUGCCGCGUGUCUCGAUGUGUGACAAAAAAAACUCUCCCUCCCCUCGUCGAGAGCGAUAUUCCAAUUCACUUAGUAUUCCUCGAUGUGUGUGUACUACUAUAUACAUAUAAUAAUACUAUAUUACUAUUACAUACAGUACUAUAUCAGAAUAAUAAUAAUAAUUGAUUUCUCUGGGAUACUUCAUUUUGAUUUGAGCUCUUGUCACCAGGAUCGUGUAUCGAUUGCAAGGCAAACAAAAACAAAUGAGAAUUUAUCGUUGGACGAAGUAGGAAAAGGUUCAAGUUUAUUUUAAAAUAAAAUGGACAACAGCGAAUCGAAAUCGGGUACACCAGAGAAAACACCACAUUUUUUUUUUCUCGUAAAAAUACAAAAAUAUCAGAGUUUUUUUGUGAAGUUCUAGUUUUCUAUACUAUUUUUUCGGUAUUUUUUUUUUUUUUAAUUUUCUCGCUCGCUUAAUGUAUUUUUCAUGUAACUUGGCCAAUACAGAGUACUUAGCCACGA
This is a messenger RNA of Daphnia magna, 4479 nucleotides long. RefSeq names its product RNA-binding protein MEX3B. The record is from RefSeq and is a predicted model, not a curated record. Gene Ontology annotation, molecular function: RNA binding. NCBI's taxonomy places the organism in Eukaryota, Metazoa, Arthropoda, Branchiopoda, Diplostraca, Daphniidae.